GCAUGCGCAUUCUUUCACGUUCUCCAAUGUGUUUUUGAGCUUUUCAAGGUUGUACGGGUAGCUAAUCAAACGCCUAACUGAAGAUUCUGUGUUUGUUUUAUAGAUAUUGAUUGAUAUCUAUGCAAAUGUCUGUAUUAGACAUUUAAUCCGUGUUUUUCUGACCGCAGGUGCUUAUUUGGGGAUUUUAGUAAAGGGUGAAGAUGGCCAACUUGUCUAACUAUGCCCUGCGCAUGGCUCGCCUGAGUGCCCGAAUCUUUGGAGAUGUGGCUCGUCACACAGACCCCAAGUCCAUGAAAGUGGUAGAACUUUUUAAAGAACCCCCCAUGGCUCAAAAAAAAGAAGUGUAUGAUUGGUACCCCCCACACAAGAUCUACUAUUCCAUGACACAGAAGCUCAGAUACAUGGGACUCUUCAGAGAUGAGCACCAGGAUUUCAAGGAGGAAAUGAGGCGCUUGAGAAAACUGAGAGGAAAAGGAAAACCAAAGAAGGGAGAAGGGAAGAGAGCCACAAAGAAGAAGUAGACCAGAACAUUUCCGUGUUGGGGAGCACUUACUGAGCAGACACUUGAAAUCUGAUGGAGAGACUCUGUAUGUGAACUAUAAACCUGCAUUGACAACAGGACAUUCUUUGUUACUGUGGUGACACUGUAUUGGCAGACCUGGACUCACUUGAUGUCAGAGAUUACAUUUUUUUUUUUUUCAAUUCUGGAUCUUAAACUUAAUUUAUACUGCAAUACUUUAGUGUUUAAAAAUGUUAACGUUUCUUUUCAUCGUGCCAUUCUUCUGCAAGUUGUGUUCGCCACUGUAGUAUUGAUAAAUCUUGGGACGUCCUCAGAUUUACCUCAUCAGCAGUCUGUUAUCCUAAAAUGACACUGAUCAAAUUCAGAAAGAAUUAAGUGUGCAAGGAUCCAUAAACGCUUAGAGCACAAAACUAUUAUGGCAAUAGGUUGUUUAUUUGGUGCUUUUUGUCAAAAUUACAUUAUACAUUGUAUAAGGGUUUGAAAGGAUAUACUGCUACAAUAUAUAUAUUACUGAAUAGAAUAUUCAUUGGUUCCCACUGUUAAAUUAGUGCACACAAAUUGAUAGUGUAAUUUGUUUUUACAAACUGUGGGAUGAGUAUAAUUGUUUCCAGUGGUGAUCGACAGCAUGUCACAGUGUUUAACUUAACCAUGAACACUUACAUAUCAGUUUCAUACAUUUUAAACAUGACUGACUGACUUAAUAAAUAGACAGGUAUAUUCUUAGAAUAUGAUUUGUGCCACAACUUAUUUGGGGCACUAUUUCAUACUACUUAUUUCAGUGCUUAAUGUCCAUAUUUUCUCCUGUAAAACCUUGAUUCUCAUGACUAAUGCAGCGUUCUAGGUAGCUCUCUCUCCAGUCAUUAUAUAAAGCUUUAGCUCAGAAUGAGUUGAAGCCUCUGGGAUCCUCCAGAUGUGUAUAAUGACUGACAUGCUCAUCUAAAACCAAUACUGUGGAUGUCUGGACUAGUUUCCUGUGAAGUAAAUAAAUAAAAUAAAUUGGAGAGAGGUGGCUAUAAAUCCUCUGUAACAUUUACUGUAAAGUAACCAGAGAUAAUGAAUCUGAAGGGAUGUCUUCUGCCUCUGCCUGUAUGGUGGGUCGCAGAAACACACACUCAAUCCUGCAUUUUAAAUGCCACCUUUUGAAAUAAUUUACAAAAUAAGCAAAGUUAUUUCAGCUAAAUUAAUAGGUAAUAAUGAGCAAGAAAAACAACCCCAUGGACAAAUUUAAAAAGGAGUACUAAAAUUGAAGACCCUUGAAAACACUGCUGCAAUAAACAAACUCAGCGGUUCAAAUAAUAUGCUUUUGCCAAGCUCAGGGAAUAAACUCUCACCUUUCAUCCCUAAAAGUCUUGGUUUAAAUUUGACAAUUUAUUUUAUUUUUAUUUAUUUUUUUUUUCAUCAUCUGUAAUGAAAAAUCCCCCCUUAAAAAACAGAAAAAACACUCCAACCUCUGUAGCUUAUGUGAUCAACUUUAACCCUUUAUUCCUGAAAGUCUAGGUUCAAAUCUAGUAAUUUUUAAGUUUCUUUCGUCAAAGCACACACUUCAAAAACACUGUAAAACACUUCAGCUUUUGUGGCUCAGGAGAUAAAUGCUCGCCUUUCAUCCCUGAAAGUCUUGGUAUGAAUCUAACAAUUGCAAGGAUGCGCCUCAUUCAAUUUAAGAUUCUGCAUCGUUUUUUUGGACUCCCUCUAGAUUGCAUAGGCUUGGUCUUAAAGAUACACCCACCUGUUGGCGAUGCCAGUCAAAGGAUGGGAACAUAGCCCAUGUUUUUUGGUAUUGUAUUAAGAUUCAAGAGUUAUGGUCGAGGGUUCAGAGUUAUGUCUGUGAGAUCCUGAGCACUCAGAUUUCAUUCUGCCCCAGACUUUGUAUUUUGGGUGAUGGGGUGGGGGUUAACUUAGGGAAUACACACAUUAAAAACUGGGUCAUUAAAAACUGGGUCCUUACCAGUGUGAUGAUCGGCAGGAAAAUGAUCCUUGAGUGGUGCACCGAAUUGGGCAGAGUGGUGGCCUUUGAAAAGAUGUCGCAUAGACGGCUGGGCAGCUUGGGUGCCUUUGAGAAGAAGUGGGGCACUUAUUUGGCUUUCUUGGAGGAUUGCCAGGGAGGAACAGUGGAGAGAGACAGUAUAAAUGGUGUGUAUGUAAUUAAUUGAUGUGUAUAACCCUUUUUCUUUUUUGUUGGGCAAAUGUUUUUAUGUCUCAGUAUUUUCUAUGGACUGUCUGCUUGUAUGUGUGUCUGUUAUUAUUCGUUGUCUGACCACUGGGAUGUGUGUUGGGGGGAGGGGAGAAUAUUUGUUGAAAGUUGAUUCCGUGUUUUCAUGUGCUGUUUGUGUUGAUUUGUGUGUGGAAUCAAUAAAAAUUGUUAAUGACAAAAAAAAACAAAAAA
Myxocyprinus asiaticus (Chinese sucker) is the source of this 2903-nucleotide messenger RNA. It is a transcript of the gene mrps33, whose product is annotated as mitochondrial ribosomal protein S33. Bases 201 to 521 code for a protein of 106 amino acids. Lineage: Eukaryota; Metazoa; Chordata; Actinopteri; Cypriniformes; Catostomidae. Gene Ontology annotation, cellular component: mitochondrion. The transcript is spliced from 3 exons. The record is from RefSeq and is a predicted model, not a curated record.